Penicillium alfredii is the source of this 1146-nucleotide messenger RNA. Its product is annotated as TFIIH/NER complex subunit TFB4. The record is from RefSeq and is a predicted model, not a curated record. Bases 1 to 1146 code for a protein of 381 amino acids. Gene Ontology annotation, biological process: regulation of DNA-templated transcription; nucleotide-excision repair. The transcript is spliced from 2 exons. Gene Ontology annotation, cellular component: transcription factor TFIIH holo complex; transcription factor TFIIH core complex. NCBI's taxonomy places the organism in Eukaryota, Fungi, Ascomycota, Eurotiomycetes, Eurotiales, Aspergillaceae.
AUGAACUCCGUCGAUGCAUCCGAGCAUUACGAGCUAGGGACCACCGACCUCGCCCCGUCCCUCCUCACCGUCAUCGUCGACACCAACCCGCACGCCUGGGCAGCCCUCGAAGGCUCACUCCCUCUCUCCCGAGCCAUCGCAAACAUCCUCGUCUUCAUCAAUGCCCACCUGGCCUGCAACUACGCCAACGAGGUUGCCGUCGUCGCCUCACACAGUCACAAAGCCGCCUGGCUCUACCCCGUCGAGCAGGCUUCCACCGAGAACGGAUCCGCUGACCAUGAUGGCGACGUGACCAUGAACGGCGACAGCGAUGGCACCGCAGCCACCACCACACAAACCAACAAAUACCGGCCGUUCCGCAUAGUCGAAGAACAGGUCAACCGCAACCUGCAGGCACUGCUCCAAUCCACAGCCGCCACCGAGGUCCGCGGCAACACGUCGACAAUGCUCGCCGGCGCGCUAACCCUAGCCCUGAGCCACAUCAACCGGCGCACAAUCGCCUGGGCCGUGGAACACGGCGGCGCAGACCUGGAAGACACAGCCGCGGAGGUCGGCACCGGCGCGGCGACGACGAGCGGGAACCGGUUCUCCGCGACCGGCAGCGACGACGAGCGGCUGCAGAGCCGGAUCCUGAUCAUCUCGGUCAGCGGGUCCAGCGACUCGGCGCACCAGUAUAUCCCCGUGAUGAACAGCAUCUUCGCGUGCCAGCGCCUGCACAUCCCCAUCGACGUGUGCAAGCUCAGCGGCGACGCCGUCUUCCUGCAGCAAGCGUCCGAUGCCACCCGCGGCGUGUACAUGGCACUGGCUGAGCCGCGCGGCCUGCUGCAGUACCUGAUGAUGGCGUUUCUGCCUGACCAGCGCUCGCGCCGCCAUCUGGUGCUCCCGACUCGUGUCGAUGUUGACUUUCGGGCGGCGUGCUUCUGCCAUCGCCGUGUCGUCGAUGUCGGCUUCGUCUGCUCUAUUUGUCUCAGUAUUUUCUGUGAACCGCCUCCUGGAAAUGCCUGCCUCACGUGCGGCACCCAGCUGGAUCCUGGUGAUUAUGGGGCAACGCCGGCUCUGCUGCCCCGGAAAAAGAAGAAGAAGAAGCGGGUCAAUGGGGCUUCGGCGACAGGUACCCCCAUAUCCACGCCGACGCCGGGUCCUUGA